Molecule: messenger RNA, 408 nt
Organism: Schistocerca americana (American grasshopper)
Lineage: Eukaryota; Metazoa; Arthropoda; Insecta; Orthoptera; Acrididae
Product: c-Myc-binding protein-like
Exons: 1
Coding region: 1-408 (135 amino acids)
Biological process (GO): regulation of DNA-templated transcription
Cellular component (GO): nucleus
Molecular function (GO): transcription coactivator activity
Source: RefSeq, a predicted model, not a curated record
AUGUCGGACUACAGGCCGAUAGAUGCAAAGCGUGAGGAAUUCCGAAAGUAUUUGGAGGGUGCUGGCGUGUUGGAUGCGCUGACCAAGGUAUUCAUCUCAUUGUAUGAGGCCCCUGAGAAGCCAACGGACCCGCUAGAGUUUGUCCGUUGCAAUAUUGGUGAUAAUGUACCAGAUAUGGCAGAGUAUGAAGCAGUACAAGCAGAGCUGGCACGUAACAGUGAUGCAAUCGAGAAAUUACGGGCUGAGAAUGAAGCUCUACGUGCACGUAUUGCUGAGUUGGAGCCGGUGACAGAGGGUGGUGAAGAAGGAGCAGCACCAGAGGAAGGUGCUGAGCAAACAGAAGGAGGAGAGGAGCCACCUGCAGAGGGAGAGGAACCACCACCACCUGAGGAACAACCUGCGGAGUAG